AUGCUUCUUCGAUUGCCAACAGAGCUGAUUCAACUCAUUUUACUGCACUGCGAAACACCUGAUUUUUUCCAGGCAGCUCGAACAAAUCGCAGGCUAUAUGAUAUUGCACGCAGCAGCCGAGAGGUCAUACUUCAUCAGUUGAAUCAUACCCCCGGCUUCAUCAAUGGACUUGAAUUCUUUCCCACCACCCAGCUAUACGUCACUCUGAGAACUCGCUCCAACGCACAAUUGUAUGGAGCAGAAUCCAGUGCAGACUUCACAACCCACAGGUUUUCAAACCAAGUGGUCAAUAGUCUAGCAUCUGUAUUUGAAAGACCAAGAGAGAGCAAUCGGGCAUUGCUUGCUUUCAAAAAUCACAGCACGGUCUAUCUGGUGAAAGUCGAAAAUGGGACAUUGUCUCAGGAAGCCAGCUGGAAAUCUCCAGGUCAGGACAUCGGAGAGGUCGAGGUCAUGCAUACUGCAUUCAAUGGAGAGCAUGGAAUAUAUGUGUUACAUCGGUUCAAGCCCUUCUCAGACCAGAACAUUGAUAUCAAUCACCCAUUUGUCAAACAUGCCCAACAGUCUCACCCAAACGGGAGUGUUUUCUUGGCCUACCAUGACUUGAACUCCGAUAAGACUGUUCGCAUGUGUGCCUUCCCCGAACAUGAUGGCUAUAGACCUCUAGCUCUGUCUGUGUCUGGCAGCCAGUUUGCAAUCUCCUGGCAAAACACACAAGACAUAUCUGAUCACACCGUCGUUCUGUACCAGUUGCUCGACAGUGAAGAUGAAAAUGAAGACAGCGAUUCUAUGGAUGAAGAUGCCGAAGAAAAGAAGACGCAAUCUUGCAAAAUAACUCGUUUAGAUGCUCCUUAUCGAUGUUACACCCUUAUGAGCCCAGGCGACCAGUCAAGCCUAAGAACCCCUGCAGUGAAGUUGACAUUCAACGACCGAGGCUUCCAGUUACUGUAUCACUGCCGGGCUCAAACACUAUAUGGAAGCUUCCAGAGACUGCAUAACAUCCCUGCAAGAGGUGAAGUAAACGACCCGAGGCUGAUUGCAAACAAAUGCAAUGUGCAAUUCACGCCACAUCUCACCCUCCAAUUCUCCAUUGACAUCCCCUUCUUCGCUACUCAUGAUCGUGGGGGUGUUAACGAACCCUGCCAUUGGCAAUAUCUCGCUUUCGGAACCGCGACGCAUCGAGUCGAGAACUGGACAGUGGCGUGCCUCCUGAAGUCCGAAGCCUUCCCCAACAAUCGAUGCACCCACGUUAUGAAUCUCGAACGUGGAAGACGGUUUGAAAGUUGGCAGGUCAUGGCACAACUCGGGGGAUUCCAGGCAUCGACAACCUCGCAUGGUUCUCAAGUGGCUACAUCACGUUUGGGACGUCGAAUUGCCGUUGUCAAUUGGAAAACCCUUUAUGUCUGGGCACUGGAACCAUCCGAAGUGAUUGAUGCCGAAAGCGAGUUUUAUCCUUCAUCUUGGGAAUCUUCUACAGGUAUUCUUGUGCUGCGGCCCGUGAUCCUCCACCUAGGGGCCGUUUGCUCUCAACUGGCCUUCACCGAAAAUGAAGAUGAAUUGAUUGCGAUCACUGAUCGUGGAGUGAUGUCCGUGAACCUCAAAUCCAGUGGCUCAGGCAAACGGGAGGAGUUCAACGGGCAUGAGAUCAUAUUCGAGAUGAAACAAGCGUCUUGUGUAUUCUCUUUUUCUGAAAAAAAAAAGAAGAAGAAGAAGAAGAAGGAGGAGGAGGAGGAGGAGGAGGAGGAGGAGGAGGAGGAGGAGGAGGAGGAGGAGGAGGAGGAGUUGACGAUUGAUCUCAAGCACGACCACCAGGAAUCAAAAUUCAUGAAGACCAGCGUUUAUUAUCUUCCUAUGCAAGGUUACGCAAUAUAA
Molecule: messenger RNA, 1869 nt
Organism: Penicillium soppii
Lineage: Eukaryota; Fungi; Ascomycota; Eurotiomycetes; Eurotiales; Aspergillaceae
Product: F-box domain protein
Exons: 3
Coding region: 1-1869 (622 amino acids)
Molecular function (GO): protein binding
Source: RefSeq, a predicted model, not a curated record